AUGGCCGCUGAAUGGGAAGCCCCACCACCUGUGUACGCCCAACUUGACGUGUCUGCCCUGUUUACAGAUGCAGAAGGGGGAAUCAUUCGAGAAGUUGAAAUGGAGGAGGACAGCGAUGGCGAGACUAGUAGCAACCGAGAUGCUCAACGAAAGUUGCCCAGAAAGUCCAAGGGAGGGAGUGAGCCAGAAGCAGUGGUGAGCGUGAGCCGAUGGGAGCGCAUGGACGAUGCAGAUGCGGAAGACGACCCCUCUGACAACAAGAGGUUGAAGACCUCCGUCAGCAAGGGACCGUCCACAGAUGGUAAGGCAGGUGAUAGAAACCACAGUUCGUGUGAAUUGCACGAUGCUAUCAGGAGAGCGCACAAGAAACAGGUCAGGUGGGCUGAUGAAGAGGAGGAAGUUGAGGGAUUCCACAUUGGAGGGAUAAGGCGUCAGUUGGAGGAUGUGCACUAUAUCGACGACCUGGGGGAAGAGUUGGACGAUGCAGAGGUGGAGGCCACACGGCAGGGGGACAGUGCAUCUCGAUCAUGUGAUGUGACAACCUUUGCACAGCGGGUGAAAGCCGAGCACACGGCAUUCAGAUCAAUGCACUUGAAGGGCGUGCUCAAGAGCUCAGCAAAGGCCCCCUCUUAG
Ostreobium quekettii is the source of this 633-nucleotide messenger RNA. The record is from the annotation of a GenBank genome assembly. Lineage: Eukaryota; Viridiplantae; Chlorophyta; Ulvophyceae; Bryopsidales; Ostreobiaceae.